Fonsecaea nubica is the source of this 483-nucleotide messenger RNA. RefSeq lists its product as hypothetical. The record is from RefSeq and is a predicted model, not a curated record. NCBI's taxonomy places the organism in Eukaryota, Fungi, Ascomycota, Eurotiomycetes, Chaetothyriales, Herpotrichiellaceae. The transcript is spliced from 3 exons. Bases 1 to 483 code for a protein of 160 amino acids. Gene Ontology annotation, cellular component: membrane.
AUGCCUGUCAUCUCCAGAAUUGUAUCUAUGGGCCUGCGUGUCUGUGAGCUCGCUUUCGCGGGUGUCGUUGCAGGCAUCGUCGGCUCCUACCUAGAUGACUACCGCCACGGGAACGGUUGGCCCCUGGCGCGUUUUAUCUACAUUGAGAUUGUGGCCGGAAUCUCCCUUCUCCUCGGUCUCCUCUGGUUGCUCCCGUUCGCCGGCGGCUUCUUCCACUGGCCCAUGGAUAUCAUCCUGUCCUUUGCCUGGUUCGCCUCUUUUGGACUUCUCGUCGAAUGGGCCAGCGGGACCGGCUGUGAUGGAGAUACCUUUGACUGGAAUCAAAUCAGUUUUCAUGGGUUCUGUGGUCGCUAUCGAGCUGCCGAGGCCUUCUCUUUCUUGUCUGCGAUUUUCUGGAUCCUGAGCGCCUUGGUUGGCCUCUGGUUUGUCCAUCGCGAGAGGCGCAAGACCGUCGCGGCUGCCCCCGUUGCUCAAGGACCGUAA